AUGGCACUCAGGGCAAAGGCAGAUGUGUGGCUGGCAAGACCCUGGCAGUGCCUGCACAGGAUGAGGGCAUUGGGCACCACAGCAGCACCGGCCCACAAGACACUGCAGCCCUUUGAAGCCAUCCCACUGUACUCCAGAAACAAGUGGCUGAAGAUGUUCCAGAUCCUGAGGGAGCAAGGCCAGGAGAACCUGCACCUGGACAUGCAUCAGGCCUUCCAGGAGCUGGGGCCCAUUUUCAGGUACAGCAUAGGAAGAACACGGGUUGUGUCUGUGAUGAUGCCAGAGGAUGCUGAGAAGCUGCAGCAGGUGGAGAGUAUGCACCCUCAUCGGAUGCACCUGGAGCCCUGGGUGGCCCACAGAGAACAGCGUGGCCUGAGACGUGGCGUGUUCUUGCUAAAUGGGCCUGAGUGGCGCGUCAACCGACUGAGGCUGAACCCAAGUGUGCUGUCACCAAAGGCCGUUCAAAAGUUUGUCCCCAUGGUGGACAUGGUAGCAAGGGACUUCUUGGAGGCCCUGAAGAAGAAGGUGUUUCAGAAUGCUCGUGGGAGCCUCACCAUGGAUGUCCAGCAAAGCCUCUUCAACUACAGUAUAGAAGCGAGCAACUUUGCUCUUUUUGGUGAGCGGUUGGGCCUCCUAGGCCACGACCUGAGCCCUGGCAGCCUGAAGUUCAUCCAUGCCUUGCAUUCCAUGUUCAAGACCACCACACAGCUCAUGUUCUUGCCCAGGGGCCUGACACACUGGACAAGCAGCCGAGUGUGGAAAGAACAUUUUGAAUCCUGGGAUAUCAUCUCUGACUAUGCCAGCAGAUGUAUCUGGAAGGUGCAUCAAGAGCUCAGACUUGGCAACCCUCAGACCUACAGUGGCAUCGUGGCAGAACUAAUAUCCCAGGGAGCUUUGCCUCUGGACGCCAUCAAAGCCAACUCCAUUGAGCUCACCGCUGGGAGUGUAGACACGACAACCUUCCCCUUGCUAAUGACCCUCUUUGAGCUGGCUCGGAACCCAGACAUUCAACGGGCACUUCGGCAGGAGAGCCUGGCAGCCGAGGCCAGCAUUGCGGCAAACCCUCAGAGGGCCAUGUCAGACCUGCCCCUGCUGCGGGCUGCCCUUAAGGAGACCUUGAGGCUCUAUCCUGUUGGUGGCUUUCUGGAGAGAGUUCUAAGUUCUGACUUGGUACUUCAGAACUACCAUGUACCUGCUGGGACAUUGGUCCUACUCUAUCUCUACUCCAUGGGCCGAAACCCUUCAGUAUUUCAAAGGCCCGAACGCUACAUGCCCCAGCGCUGGCUGGAGAGGAAAAGGAGUUUCCUGCACCUGACCUUCGGCUUUGGGGUGCGCCAGUGCCUGGGGAGGCGAGUUGCUGAGGUGGAGAUGAUGCUCCUGCUGCACCAUGUCCUGAAAUCUUUCCAGGUGGAGACACUCAGGCAAGAGGAUGUGCAGAUGGUCUACCGCUUUGUUUUGAUGCCCAGCUCCAGCCCCCUCCUCACCUUCAGGCCUGUCAGCUAG
Messenger RNA from Onychomys torridus (southern grasshopper mouse), 1503 nucleotides. Its product is annotated as cytochrome P450 11B2, mitochondrial. Gene Ontology annotation, biological process: cortisol metabolic process; glucocorticoid biosynthetic process; aldosterone biosynthetic process. The transcript is spliced from 9 exons. Gene Ontology annotation, cellular component: mitochondrial inner membrane; mitochondrion. The coding region runs from base 1 to 1503 and encodes 500 amino acids. Lineage: Eukaryota; Metazoa; Chordata; Mammalia; Rodentia; Cricetidae. The record is from RefSeq and is a predicted model, not a curated record. Gene Ontology annotation, molecular function: iron ion binding; steroid 11-beta-monooxygenase activity; heme binding.